GGGAGCAGGAGGAGGCGGUGGAGGCAGUGGUUAGACAUGAACGCCGCCUCGGCGCCGGCGCUGCACGGAGAGCCCCUUCUCGCGCUCGGGCGGUUUGUGUGAUUUUGCUAAAAUGCAUCACCAACAGCGAAUGGCUGCCUUAGGGACGGACAAAGAGCUGAGUGAUUUACUGGAUUUCAGUGCGAUGUUUUCACCUCCUGUGAGCAGUGGGAAAAAUGGACCAACUUCUUUGGCGAGUGGACAUUUUACUGGCUCAAACGUAGAAGACAGAAGUAGCUCAGGGUCCUGGGGGAAUGGAGGACAUCCAAGCCCGUCCAGGAACUAUGGAGAUGGGACUCCCUAUGACCACAUGACCAGCAGGGACCUUGGGUCACAUGACAAUCUCUCGCCACCUUUUGUCAAUUCCAGAAUACAAAGUAAAACAGAAAGGGGCUCAUACUCAUCUUAUGGGAGAGAAUCAAACUUACAGGGUUGCCAUCAGCAGAGUCUCCUUGGAAGUGACAUGGAUAUGGGCAACCCAGGAACCCUUUCGCCCACCAAACCUGGUUCCCAGUACUAUCAGUAUUCUAGCAAUAAUCCCCGAAGGAGGGCCCUUCACAGUAGUGCCAUGGAGGUACAGACAAAGAAAGUUCGAAAAGUUCCACCAGGUUUACCAUCUUCAGUCUAUGCUCCAUCAGCAAGCACUGCCGACUACAAUAGGGACUCGCCAGGCUAUCCUUCGUCAAAACCAGCAGCCAGCACUUUCCCCAGCUCCUUCUUCAUGCAAGAUGGCCAUCACAGCAGUGACCCUUGGAGCUCCUCCAGUGGGAUGAAUCAGCCUGGCUACGGAGGAAUGUUGGGCAAUUCUUCUCAUAUUCCACAGUCUAGCAGCUACUGUAGCCUGCAUCCACAUGAACGUUUGAGCUAUCCAUCACACUCCUCAGCAGACAUCAACUCCAGUCUUCCUCCGAUGUCCACUUUCCAUCGUAGUGGUACAAACCAUUACAGCACCUCUUCUUGUACGCCUCCUGCCAACGGGACAGACAGUAUAAUGGCAAAUAGAGGAAGCGGGGCAGCAGGCAGCUCCCAGACUGGAGAUGCCCUGGGCAAAGCGCUUGCUUCGAUCUAUUCUCCAGAUCACACUAACAACAGCUUUUCAUCAAACCCUUCAACUCCUGUUGGCUCUCCGCCUUCUCUCUCAGCAGGCACAGCUGUAUGGUCCAGAAACGGAGGACAGGCUUCAUCAUCCCCUAAUUAUGAAGGACCCUUGCACUCCUUGCAAAGCCGAAUUGAAGAUCGUUUAGAAAGACUGGAUGAUGCUAUUCAUGUUCUCCGGAAUCACGCAGUCGGCCCAUCCACAGCCAUGCCUGGUGGCCACGGAGACAUGCAUGGAAUCAUUGGACCUUCUCAUAAUGGAGCAAUGGGUGGUCUGGGCUCAGGGUAUGGAACUGGCCUUCUUUCAGCCAACAGACAUUCGCUCAUGGUUGGGGCCCAUCGUGAAGAUGGUGUGGCCCUGAGAGGCAGCCAUUCUCUUCUGCCAAACCAGGUUCCGGUUCCACAGCUUCCUGUCCAGUCUGCAACUUCCCCUGACUUGAACCCACCCCAGGACCCCUACAGAGGCAUGCCACCAGGACUACAGGGGCAGAGUGUCUCCUCCGGCAGCUCUGAGAUCAAGUCCGACGAUGAGGGUGAUGAGAACCUGCAAGACACGAAAUCUUCCGAGGACAAGAAAUUAGAUGACGACAAGAAGGAUAUCAAAUCAAUUACUAGGUCAAGAUCUAGCAAUAAUGAUGAUGAAGACCUGACACCCGAGCAGAAGGCAGAGCGUGAGAAGGAGCGGAGGAUGGCCAACAAUGCCCGUGAACGCCUGCGGGUCCGCGACAUCAACGAGGCUUUCAAAGAGCUCGGCCGCAUGGUGCAGCUCCACCUCAAGAGUGACAAGCCCCAGACCAAGCUCCUGAUCCUCCACCAGGCAGUGGCUGUCAUCCUCAGCCUGGAGCAGCAAGUCCGAGAAAGGAAUCUGAACCCAAAAGCUGCGUGUCUGAAGAGAAGGGAGGAAGAGAAGGUAUCCUCGGAGCCUCCCCCGCUCUCCUUGGCCGGCCCACACCCUGGGAUGGGAGAUGCAUCGAAUCACAUGGGACAGAUGUAAAAGGGUCCAAGUUGCCACGUUGCUUCAUUAAAACAAGAGACCACUUCUUUAACAGCUCUGUUAUCUUAAACCCACAUAAACACUUCUCCUUAACCCCUUUUUUUGUAAUAUAAGACAAGUCUGAGUAGUUAUGAAUCACAGACGCAAGAGGUUUCAGCAUUCCCAAUUAUCAAAAAACAGAAAACAAACAAAAAAAAAAAAAAAGAAAGAAAGAAAAAAGUGCAACUUGAGGGACGACUUUCUUUAACAUAUCAUUCAGAAUGUGCAAAGCGGUAUGUACAGGCUGAGACGCAGCCCAGAGACUGAAUGGCAAUCUUUCCACACUGUGGAACAAUGCAUUUGUGCCUAAACUUCUUUUGGAAAAAAAAAUAUAAUUAAUUUGUAAGUCUGAAAAAAAUAUUUAAUUUAAAAAAAAAUUGUAAACUUGCAAUAAUGAAAAAGUGUACUUCUGAAGAAAACUACAUGAACGUUUUUGUUGGUAUUUCAAGUCAGCUAGUGUUUAUAAUUACUGGAUAUUGAAUAGGGAAGCUUGGCUACCCUAGUAACAAAACCAGCAAACGUCCUGAUGACAACAAAGUGAUGACAUUAGCCAUUCCUUAGGGUAGGAGGAACAGAUGGAUCUUAUAGACCUAUGACAAAUAUAUAUAUAAAUAUAUAUAUAAAUAUAUAUUAAAAAUUUAGUGACUAUGGUAAGCUUUUGUUCAUUUGUUUCAGACUUUUUUCUUCCUGUAAAAAAAUAGUACUGAUUAACUUUUUUAAAAGAAAGAUUUUACUGUAAAUAUGAAUUUUUUUUUUUUUUUUUUUUUUGGUCUUAUUUCUGUCCCUGCUCCCGGUUUGUUAUUGUAACCUGUAGUGCCAACUCUGCUUCCGGAGGGGUAGUGCAGGAUGAAAUGCUGACCCUGAUGUUGCUUCUCAUUCAUAAAUAAGUAGAAAGUUGUUUCUCCAGUCUUUUGGGAACACAGGACUUAAAAGUCACAUCAUGUGUAGAUAUUACAAGCAGCAUUACUAAGACAUGGCAAAAAAGAGUUUGUCUGAAUUGUAAUGUUGCGUUUGGGACCCUAUUCUGGGAUUUUCAGAGGUACAAGGUUAGAAUGCUACAAUGUUACCACUGUGCCUUCCAAUGUUUAUAUCAUCGGAAACAUAACAUAAUCAAAGUGGCUGUGAUUUAACAAAACGAUUAAAGUGUUACCUACCUGUGUAGCCGAAGUAGUGUGCAGUGAGGCGUUUCUGAAUACAUGGUCAGAUUUUUGGAAAAAAACAAAAACAAAACAAACAAAAAAAAACAAGUAAAGUUCAAAAACCGUCAAAUGAGAAAAUUGCAAGUAGUGUGACAGAGCUGAUUGAUUUUGUUGCUUUCUUGAUUUUUUUUUUUUUUCAAAAUGGGUUUACUAAAAUGUAGAUGACUUAACUGCCUCCUCCUUCAUCUGAAAAAAUGCCAAUAUUCAAUCAUCAUACAGCAUUAUAACAAGCCUUAUAAGUCCUAAAGCAUUAAGUUGCACUUUUUUGAGGAGGGGUAGUGCAGUAUUUCUCUGGCCAGUAUGAAUGAAGUUUGUACUUAACAUAUUUGAUAGAAACAUAGAUCAAGCUAUGGCACAGCAACUCAUCAGAUAGCUAGCUUUGACGUCUGGGCACAAUUGAACCAACUUCCAUCGUGAAUCUUUAUAAUGAUUGACUUUGGUGUAUAGUGCAGUAAACAAAUAGUGCUCCUAGUUAAGUAUUUGUCAGCAUCCUUUUGUCUCUAACUCGUUUCUAUUUUUACAGCCACACAAUCUUGGCAUGUAUUAAGAAAAAAAAAAUCCCUGUUCAAGUAGUUUUUCCACCUAUCAGCACUGAGUAAAUGCCAUAAAUACAUCAAAAUGGUCUAAAUGUUCCAUCUGUUCUCCUGUUUUGCCAGUUCUAGAGUAAUGAAAUACAUUUGUAAAUUUUAUGCAACA
Messenger RNA from Cynocephalus volans (Philippine flying lemur), 4062 nucleotides. RefSeq names its product transcription factor 4 (gene TCF4). NCBI's taxonomy places the organism in Eukaryota, Metazoa, Chordata, Mammalia, Dermoptera, Cynocephalidae. The record is from RefSeq and is a predicted model, not a curated record. Gene Ontology annotation, molecular function: protein dimerization activity; DNA-binding transcription factor activity, RNA polymerase II-specific; RNA polymerase II cis-regulatory region sequence-specific DNA binding. The transcript has 20 exons. Gene Ontology annotation, biological process: regulation of transcription by RNA polymerase II. Bases 113 to 2128 code for a protein of 671 amino acids. Gene Ontology annotation, cellular component: transcription regulator complex; chromatin.